Messenger RNA from Caenorhabditis elegans, 454 nucleotides. It is a transcript of the gene C49H3.3, whose product is annotated as UPF0642 protein YBL028C. The transcript has 4 exons. The record is from RefSeq and is marked reviewed. The coding region runs from base 43 to 372 and encodes 109 amino acids. NCBI's taxonomy places the organism in Eukaryota, Metazoa, Nematoda, Chromadorea, Rhabditida, Rhabditidae.
CUCGUGCUUUUCACAUAUUCCCUCGCUUGUUUUUCAGACAAAAUGGCAAAAAGUUUGAGAUCAAAAUUCAAGAGAAGAGUUCGUGCUAUCGCCAGAACCAAGAAGGAACCAAAGACGGCAGCUCUUCUUCAGAAAGCAAUCGAUAAACGUGACGAGUACGAAAAACAAGAUGCAGAAAAAACAAAGACCGAUGGAACUGCUAAUGAAGAAAAGAUGGAAGUAACAUCUCAGGCUACAAUCAACACAAAGACCCUCAAAAAGAAGGAUGGUUCAUUCCCAGCAUGGCUCUCUGGAACGCAGAAGAAAAAAGCCGCGAAAAAGAGUAAAGCAAUCAAGAAAGCGAAGAACAAGUCUGGCAAAAACUUCCUAUGAUCUUACUGAUAAACGUACUUGCUGUUUUAUUUUUUUUUGUUCGUUAUUGUUGCCUUGUUGUUCAUGAAAUUUUCAAAAUUUA